This is a messenger RNA of Neomonachus schauinslandi (Hawaiian monk seal), 1141 nucleotides long. It is a transcript of the gene SOCS1, whose product is annotated as suppressor of cytokine signaling 1. The transcript has a single exon. NCBI's taxonomy places the organism in Eukaryota, Metazoa, Chordata, Mammalia, Carnivora, Phocidae. Gene Ontology annotation, cellular component: phosphatidylinositol 3-kinase complex. The record is from RefSeq and is a predicted model, not a curated record. The coding region runs from base 65 to 715 and encodes 216 amino acids. Gene Ontology annotation, biological process: phosphatidylinositol phosphate biosynthetic process; intracellular signal transduction. Gene Ontology annotation, molecular function: 1-phosphatidylinositol-3-kinase regulator activity.
GUGUCUCCCCCCAGCGCACCCCCGGACGCUAUGGCCCACCCCUCCGGCUGGCCCCGCGUGUAGGAUGGUAGCACACAACCAGGUGGCAGCCGACAAUGCAAUCUCCACGGCAGCAGAGUCCCGACGGCGGCCAGAGCCUUCCUCGUCUUCGUCCUCGCUCUCGUCCUCGGCGGCGCCCGCGGCCCCCGCGCGCCCGCGGCCCUGCCCGGCGGCCCCGGCCCCGGCCCCCGGCGACACGCACUUCCGCACGUUCCGCUCGCACGCCGAAUACCGGCGCAUCACCCGGGCCAGCGCGCUCCUCGACGCCUGCGGCUUCUACUGGGGGCCCCUGAGCGUGCACGGGGCGCACGAGCGGUUGCGCGCCGAGCCCGUGGGCACCUUCCUGGUGCGCGACAGCCGCCAGCGGAACUGCUUCUUCGCUCUCAGCGUGAAGAUGGCCUCGGGCCCCACAAGCAUCCGCGUGCACUUCCAGGCCGGCCGCUUCCACCUGGACGGCAGCCGCGAGAGCUUCGACUGCCUCUUCGAGCUGCUGGAGCACUACGUGGCGGCGCCGCGCCGCAUGCUCGGGGCCCCGCUGCGCCAGCGCCGCGUGCGGCCGCUGCAGGAGCUGUGUCGCCAGCGCAUCGUGGCCACCGUGGGCCGCGAGAACCUGGCGCGCAUCCCCCUCAACCCCGUCCUCCGCGAUUACUUGAGCUCCUUCCCCUUCCAGAUCUGACCGGCCGCGCACGCAGCAUUAACUCGGCCGCCUUGGUACUGUUUUGUAUUAAUUAUAAUUUCCCUGGAACCACGUGGGUGCCCUCCCCGCCUGGGUUGGAGGGAGUGGGGCGUGGGGGCGAGGCGCGUCCCCCUCUCCGCUGGAGACGAGGCCGCAGACCCCUCCCCAUCUCUGGGGGGGGUGCCCCCCCUCCUGGUGCUCCCUCUGGGUCCCCCUGGUUGUUGUAGCAGCUUAACUUUAUCUGGGGCCAGGACCUGAAUUUAUACCUCCUACCUCUUCAUGUUUACAUAUACCCAGUAACUUUGCACAAACCAGGGGUUGGGGGAGGGUCUCUGGCUUUAUUUUUCUGCUGUGCAGAAUCCUAUUUUAUAUUUUUUACAACCAGUUUAGGUAAUAAACUUUGUUAUGAAAGUUUUUUUUUUUUAA